AUGAAGGCUGCUACCAGACUCCCCCUGACGGAUGAGUGCCACCAUUACAAAUCCAAGGCAGAAGUGCCUUGGGACCUCCAAAAAUACUUCUCUCAGCGCUAUUCCAUCUUCUCCUGGUACGACGAGGGCGUCCGCCUCACCGACGACGCCUGGUUCGGCGUGACGCCGGAACCCCUCGCCAACAAGGUCGCCGACGAGAUGUAUCACACUGACGCCUCCAAGCGCGUCCUCAUUGACAUGUUCGGCGGCGCUGGCGGCAACACCAUCGCCUUCGCCCUCUCGGCCCGUUGGGAUCGCGUCAUCUCCGUCGAGCGCGACGCUGCAACCCUCGCCUGCGCCCAGCACAACGCCGAGCUGUAUGAGGUCGGCGAGUACAUCACUUGGAUCCAUGGCGACUGCUUCGAGUACCUGGCCAAGCUUCGCGACGCCUCCGACGACCUGGCUGAGGAGCUGAGGGUCGACAUGGCCGAGACCGUUGUAUUCGCAUCUCCGCCAUGGGGCGGGCCCGGCUACAGCACCGCCGAGAUCUUUGACCUUAGCCAGAUGGAGCCGUAUACCUUGCAGCAGCUGCAUGACGCGUGUAAGCCCAUGGAUCACGCGCUGUAUCUGCCUAGGACAAGCGACCUGAGACAGAUUGCAAAACUGGCCCCGGAAGGGGAGAAGCUCGAGGUAGUGCAGUACUGCAUGGAGGGCGCGAGCAAGGCCAUGGUGGCAUUUAUACCAGGGACGCUGAGCCCACCAACGUUGAAGUCUCAAUAA
Messenger RNA from Colletotrichum higginsianum IMI 349063, 759 nucleotides. Its product is annotated as RNA cap guanine-N2 methyltransferase. Gene Ontology annotation, biological process: 7-methylguanosine cap hypermethylation; 7-methylguanosine RNA capping. The record is from RefSeq and is a predicted model, not a curated record. Gene Ontology annotation, molecular function: RNA cap trimethylguanosine synthase activity. NCBI's taxonomy places the organism in Eukaryota, Fungi, Ascomycota, Sordariomycetes, Glomerellales, Glomerellaceae. Gene Ontology annotation, cellular component: nucleus. Bases 1 to 759 code for a protein of 252 amino acids. The transcript is spliced from 2 exons.